UCAUAUUGUUUGCCAUCCCAUUCCUUAUUGAGUAUCAUAAAGUCUUCAAUCAUAGAGAGUGUCACUGUAAAUGAUCUUUCUGUAAAAACAUCUACCAACAUUCCAGCUCUACAUGUUAGAGGGGUGAUGUUCCAUUGAUUAGGUAGACCUGCAUCCGAUGUGAAAGAUGUACCGGAGUUUUUACCCGAGAGAUAAAUGCUUUCAUCUUCUUAGUGUGCUCAAUUGCUGCUUGACCUUGUUAUUUGCUCUAACAGCGCUGAUCAUUUGGGAAGACAUAUCUUGAGACUGAGGGUAGGAAUCAAUAUCCUGUCAGCCGGUGCAAGUUCAUGGUUGAAUGAUGGACAAAAUAAGUAUAUCCUCAAAUUACGUGCUUAAUUUCUGCUCAGACCUUGAUGCUUGUGCAGCUGGCGAUGUAUAGUUCAAUGAGAAUCUUCCUGACAGGACACUUGAUUAAUUUCUGUUCCAACUUUAUUAAUCAUGUUAAUUAGGUUACAUAUUGGCUCUGCUCUGUCUACAUGAUAGGAAUACAUCUUUAUCUGGAUAUACAUGGAGCUUCAUCCUAUUUGACCAAUGAUAAUACUCUCUAGUCUUCAGUGGAUUGUCAUUUGGCAAGAGUGCUCCUUUCUGUAAAACUGCUCUGUGAUGCAUAAGUUUUUUUUUAAAUUGUCUAUUGAGGGAUUUGAUCUAACGCAAAGACAAGACCAUGGAUUUACAUGUAUUUUGAUUUUGUGAUCAUUUUGGAUUUUGUUCAGUAUACUCUUUCAUUGUGUGGGUGCUGUAAUUGUUGGCAAUAACAAGAAUAGAUGUACUCUUCAGUUACUACAAUUCUCUUGAAGAUAUUUUUGCAGUGUUGAUGAAAUAGACUCUGAUAAUCAAAGGAAUAGUUUCUGAGGAGUAUUAUUGAAUGAUGGGUGUGCCUGUAGAAUCCAGUUCCCCACCCUCCAAUCAAAACCAUAGGAAGAAAAUGAUGGACAUAGGAGGAUACAUGAUCAUGCUGGCUGAAAUGAAGAACAAAAAGAUCAAACUCUAUGGUUCCCCAGCUGAUCGAGCAGAUCUUGAAAUUGGAGAUGAAAUCUUAGAGGUCAAUGGAAGGUCAUUAGAAAAUGCAACCCAUGAAGAGGUCAUUGCACAUAUUCAUCAGUGUGUAAAAUCAAGAACAAUAAAUCUGCGAGUUAAAAGGAGGACCAUUAGAGAUGGAGGUAUUGAUGAUCUAGAGAAAAAGCGAUUACAGCAAGCUUAUGUGAUUGCAGUUGAGCAACAGACAAGGGAUAAGAUUGCCCAGAUUGCUGCUGAUAAUAAUGUGGAGCCUGUAGAUCUUACAACUCUCAACAACUCAAAUCAUCCAGUAGACUUCAACAAUACUCAUGUAGAACUCCAUACUCAUAGCAAUGGAUACGAUGAACCCGAGAACAGUGAAUCUCAUGUUGAACCUCCACUAACGGCAACCUCUGCCAAGGCAUCCAAGGAUGGCAACAGCCAUGACCAGUUGAAUCAACUGUUUGGUGAAGACUUUCAGGCAGUGAACAAACCGGAAGGGCACGACAACCUAGCCUUCAGCUUAGAAUUCCAAUCAGAUAUUAGUGUCCCUGAGACAGAAUCUCCACAUCAUGAAACAUCUCCUCCUGUCCAGGAACCUUUAGUCCAACCAAAAGUGCUCAACGGUGAGGAAUCGCCCCCUGUGGACCUUGCUAACCUUGAUGUCCAAUCUAAUGUACAAAGUGCCUCAUUGCCAACUAACAGAACUUGGCAAAAGAACACAAUGCCAGAACCAAGUGUGGCUGUCCAUGUCGGAUCACGCCCCCAACGUGAGAUGGGGGUGGACUGUCCAGCAGAUUUUGUGGCAGCAAGUGGUAUGAAAGAUCCACCUGUUCAAUCAACAGCCAGUGUAAAAGUUAAUGGACAUACUUUGACCAAUGGCACAGACUUGAUCCCAAACUCCAAACAGAACAAUAACCUGAGUUAUAAGCAAACAGGAACAAGCAAAUAUGGUGUUACAAUACAGCAGAACUCCAGUCAGAAUAACAGCCAGGGCAGCAUUUCAUUAGAGCCAGUCAGUGAUAAUCCACUUUUUGAAGAUGCAGGCACUUCCAGACAGUACUCUACACCAGGGCAGCCUCCUCCAAAAAAGAUAUUGAACCUCCAAGAUCUCUUUGCUACUCUAGCCAUUGCACAGAGUAAGCUUGGUAGUCCUCAGGAUAGGGAGGAUUUAAACUUCAUACAACAGUUCUUCCACAACUCAGAUGUACAGCAUGCAGUUGGUAUCCAACAUACAGUAGGAGAAUUACAAUUAUCAAAGUCACCCCCUCUGCCAGUUGCAGCCAACAGUGAAACACUAGCGGUAGAGAUUGCAUACAGUGCAAGAGGUUCUAAAGGAGAAGCCGAUGAGCUCAGGAGAUUGCUUUCCAAUCCUCUUCUAAGGGGUCUUUUGCGAGCACAUGACAAUGUAGCCAACCCUGACCCUGGUGAAUUACCUAAUGAUGUAUAUCAUGAUAUUGAGCUACCUGAUGAUGUUGAAGAUUCAGUUAAGAUUGUCAGGAUUGAGAAGACGGGUGAACCAUUGGGUGCAACAAUCCUGAAUGAGAAUGAAUCUAUCAUUAUUGGUCGUAUCAUCAAAGGUGGAAUGGCAGAGAAGAGCGGUCUACUACAUGAAGGAGAUGAGAUCUUACAAAUCAAUAAUGAGAUCGUCACUGGCAAAUCAGUUAAUGAACUAUCAGACCUCAUGGCGAAUCAAACUGGUACCAUGACAUUCCUUAUAGUGCCAUCACAAGCCGAUGUAGACCAUCCACCAACUGCUAAUACUGUACUGAUGCACAUGAGAGCCAACUUUGACUAUGAUCCUGAGGAUGAUAUGUACAUUCCAUGUCGUGAGCUUGGUUUAUCAUUCAUCAAAGGUGAUAUCUUACACAUUAUUAAUGCUGAUGAUUCUAACUGGUGGCAAGCAUUCAGAGAAGGUGAUGAAGACCAAUCAUUGGCUGGCCUUGUACCAAGCAAAGCUUUCCAAAAUCAACGAGAAGCAAUGAAGGAACCAUCAAAUGAUGAUGAAGAUCAAAAACCACAAAAAGCAUCUCUCCUUUGUAGCUGUAGAGGGAAAAAUAACAAGAAAAAGAAAAAGAAGAAAAAUAUGUACAACGACCGAAACGAUAUUGAUGAGCCACUAACGUAUGAGGAGGUAGGUAUGUAUCAACCUGAACCUCAUAGAAAGAGACCCAUUGUACUGAUUGGACCUCCACAUGUUGGAAGACAAGAACUCAAACAAAGAUUAUUGGAAUCAGAUAGAAGAUUCAAGGCAGCUGUACCUCAUACUACAAGAGUGAUGAAAGAGCAUGAAAUCAACGGUGUUGACUACCACUUCAUCAGUAAAACACGUUUUGAACAGGAUGUUGCAGCUAAUAAGUUUGUAGAGUAUGGAGAUUAUGAAGGAAACCUCUAUGGUACAUCAUUGGAUUCUAUUCAAGCUGUUAUCGACGAGUCUAAGAUCUGUCUUCUAAAUCUUCAUGCUCAGGCACUUAAGAUCCUGAAGAAGUCUUGUUUGAAGCCUUAUUUCAUCUUCAUCUGUCCACCUUCCAUUGAUAGAUUGAGACAGCAGAGAACAGAAGCAGGUCAACUUCUUAAGGAGCAAGAACUGAGAGAAAUCAUUGACACUGGACGAGGGAUGGAAGAUAUGUAUGGACAUUAUUUUGAUCAUGUGAUCAUACAUCACGAUCAUGACCGUGCCUAUAAUGAUUUGAUCUCUGAAAUAGACAGGAUACAAAUACAACCUCAGUGGGUACCACUUCACUGGUUAAGCUAAUCAUCUGCCUUCAAUUCAGUCUGGACAAUGACAAACUUCCUCAAAGUCUUCAAAUCACUGAAGGAAAGCUCCUCUUCUCCAGUAUUGCACAAGAUUUGAAAAAGGAUGAUACUUCGAUCGCAGAUAUUUUAACAUUAUUUUAUUGUUUAGUUUGGGUAAUAUCAGAAUAACCACUUAUGAAGCCAUUUUAUUUUUGUUGUGAUAUGAGUUGUAACACCAUGUUGUCUGCCUUAGAAUGCUUCAGGCAUGUCAAAGAUAAGAGUGCAUUCCUUGAAUGAAUAUCAAUCAUAAACUAAUACCACAGCUUCAGGUGUAUUGUAUUGCCAUACUGCUUGAGAAAUUUUCUGUAUCUUGCUAUCUCGAGAUAGCAAGGUAUGAUAGGAGACAGAUUAAAUUGGAUUUACCUGAUGAGUUUUGAUUGGACAUCUUUAUAAUGCAGUUGGUAUUGUCACUAUGUCCAAUAUACAAUUUCUAUAAAAAUAGCUUAUUUGUUGAGCUGCAUGUAAUGCACUUCUGGAGUAUUUCAUUAACUGCUGUAAGAGGUGUGUUUUCAUGUUCAAUGAAACCACAGCACAACUAUAAGCCCAAGCCCUUUGGUGUGGCAACUGAAAGUCUAAAUACACUUGAUUCUUUAAUAUGCCUACUCUAGAUCUACUAUGAAAUGACAUCUUACUUUGUCAUUUUCCUCCUGGGUCAAAAGCUAUGAGAAUUCCUGAUUUGUCUUCAAUAAACUGCUAUUUUUUAUUCACUCUUGCAUAAAGCAACUUCUUACAAAUACACUAAUGUAUAAUGAGAUUUUUCAAAAAAAAUUGAUCAGACAGUUUUGUAGAUUAUGCCAUGAGUAACAUGCAUGCGUAUUUUCAUCUUGAUCAUGCAGUCAACAGCUGAGUUCAUGGGGGGGGGGGCUGAAUCAUUCAGCCUCCCACCCAGAGUCCUUUAAGGCAUCAAAUUAGCCCAGUCUUUUUAGGGUUAAGUAAGUAGAACAUGGAAAAUAGAAAACUUUACUAGGUUACCUCAACAUGAUGUUUUAACUACAAGAAUCUCAAAGAUUUUCAUUAAUUGUGGUUUCAUUCUUCAAUGUUGAUUAUAUUCUUAAAUGAAAUAUCAUAAAACAAGGGUCUUGACCUUGAAAUCAGAAGUAAUAUGACUAACUCUCAAGCCUACCUGUCCCUGAUUAUAUUCUCAAUUAAAUUUGACCUGAUUUAAGAAGCAAGUCCGGACUGUAUUAUUAAGAAUGCCUGGCUGGUCAGCCCGGGUCAGCGAAGCAGAGUUCACAAGUUAGCACAGAGCUCUACGACAUGCAAUCCUGUAUCAUCUAUCAUACAGCACAAAUUAUGAAAUGUCAACAUCCUUAACAUAAUGACCCAAUAUAACUUUGACAAGGUCAAAUAUCUAAGUUAAUAGAUGCCAUUCAUAAACAUGGCUUGUUCUGCAAAUUGCUUAUAGAUCCAGUAACCAAAUUAAAUUGUUACUCUGUUUCAUGUCGGCUCCUAUGCAAAUGUG
Lytechinus variegatus (green sea urchin) is the source of this 5293-nucleotide messenger RNA. RefSeq names its product MAGUK p55 subfamily member 5-like (gene mpp5). Gene Ontology annotation, cellular component: adherens junction; plasma membrane. Gene Ontology annotation, biological process: generation of neurons; morphogenesis of an epithelial sheet; establishment or maintenance of polarity of embryonic epithelium. The record is from RefSeq and is a predicted model, not a curated record. Gene Ontology annotation, molecular function: protein binding. The transcript is spliced from 16 exons. The coding region runs from base 905 to 3790 and encodes 961 amino acids. Lineage: Eukaryota; Metazoa; Echinodermata; Echinoidea; Temnopleuroida; Toxopneustidae.